Molecule: messenger RNA, 2361 nt
Organism: Nyctereutes procyonoides (raccoon dog)
Lineage: Eukaryota; Metazoa; Chordata; Mammalia; Carnivora; Canidae
Gene: ARRDC2
Product: arrestin domain containing 2
Exons: 8
Coding region: 125-1348 (407 amino acids)
Biological process (GO): protein transport
Cellular component (GO): cytoplasm; plasma membrane
Source: RefSeq, a predicted model, not a curated record
GGCAAGUGCGCCUGCGCGCCCCGGGCAGGUUCGCGUUCGGAGGCUGUAGCCUCCGCACCUCGUACCGCCGCGUCGCGGGUUCGAGGCCAAGGUCUGGGCGUCGCGGGUUCGCAUCCCGGGCGCGAUGCUGUUCGACAAGGUGAAGGCGUUCGUGGUGCAGCUGGAUGGCGCGAGCGCGGGCGCCGAGCCGGUUUUCAGCGGCGGCCAGGCCGUCGCGGGCCGGGUGCUGCUGGAGCUGGCGGGCCCGGCGCGCGUGGGCGCCCUGAAGCUGCGCGCCCGGGGCCGCGCCCACGUGCACUGGACCGAGUCGCGCAGCGCGGGCUCGAGCACCGCGUACACGCAGAGCUACAGCGAGCGUGUGGAGGUCGUGAGCCACCGUGCCACGCUACUCGCGCCAGACACCGGGGAGACCACGACGCUGCCUGCGGGUCGCCACGAAUUCCCGUUCAGCUUCCAGCUGCCUCCGACCCUGGUAACAUCAUUCGAGGGUAAGCAUGGCAGUGUCCGCUACUGCAUCAAGGCCACCCUGCACCGGCCCUGGGUCCCUGCCCGCCGGGCGAGGAAGGUGUUUACUGUCAUUGAGCCUGUGGACAUCAACACCCCUGCCCUGCUGGCCCCUCAGGCGGGAGCUCUAGAGAAGGUCGCCCGAUCCUGGUACAGCAACCGUGGUCUUGUCUCUCUCUCUGCCAAGAUCGACCGAAAGGGUUACACGCCAGGUGAGGUCAUCCCAGUCUUCGCUGAGAUCGACAAUGGCUCCACGCGCCCAGUGCUUCCUCGGGCCGCAGUGGUCCAGACGCAGACCUUCAUGGCUCGGGGCGCCCGCAAGCAGAAACGAGCAGUGGUGGCCAGUCUCGCCGGCGAGCCUGUGGGCCCUGGGCGGCGGGCGCUGUGGCAGGGCCGGGCGCUGCGGAUCCCCCCUGUGGGCCCUUCCAUCUUGCACUGCCGGGUGCUACAUGUGGACUACUCCCUCAAGGUCUGCGUGGACAUCCCUGGCACAUCCAAGUUGCUCCUGGAGCUGCCACUGGUCAUCGGCACCAUCCCCCUGCACCCUUUCGGGAGCCGCUCAUCCAGCGUGGGCAGCCACGCCAGCUUCCUGCUGGACUGGGGGCUGGGAGCCCUGCCAGAGCGGCCUGAGGCCCCUCCCGAGUACUCAGAGGUGGUGGCAGACGGGGAGGUGGCAGCUGUGGGGCAGAGCUCCUUUCCACCACUGCAGGACACUGACUUGAGCUUCGAAGGCCCCUUCUUCGCCUAUAUCCAGGAAUUCCGCUACCGCCCGCCACCCCUGUACUCCGAGGAGGAUCCAAACCCACCCUCAGAGGCCAUGAGGCCACGCUGCAUGACCUGCUGAGCAAGUGGAUACCUCAAGGGAUGAGGUCGCCCACAUGCUUCCGGCCACAUGGAGAGUAGCUGUCUCCAGAGCAGACCAACCGGACAGCAUUGAAGUUGGGGAAUCCGAGUCUCAGAACAGGGCAGGGCUUUCCAACAUCACAGGGGACAGAGGAAGAGCCAGGCAGGAAUCUGAUUUAGCUGGCCUGGUCCUCACAAGGCAGCGAAUGCCCACUGUCGGAAUCUGUCUGUCUCCGCUGGCCCGUGAACAGGGCUCAGCAACCCCAGGAGCUUCUAGUCUGGGAGAGAUGUAGCCAGACAUAAAUACUUCCAGUCUCAUGGGACCAGAAGAAGAGACCCAGAGCUGGGAGAAUCCAAACAGGAGCAGAGAAGGCUUCCUGGGGCAAAGGGCGUUCUAGCUGAGGCCAUACAAGCGACAGCUCAGCGCGCAGACAAGCAAGAGGAAGAAGUCGGAGAAGGUCAGAGCUGAGUGAUGUUUGGAGAUCACCCCCUUCGUCUUAGAACUGGGGCUCAGAGGGCAAGUGCCUCAGUUGAGGCCACACGGCAAGGUCCGGCAGGCGAGAGGGCCCAGGAACCGGUGCAUUUGGGGAAGCAAGUCCUUGGAACUCUGUGGGACCUGUGGGUGGCAGGGGCAACUGCUCCAGCCUUCGGAAGCCAGAAAGACUCCUGGUCCAGGCCGGGACUGUCUGGGGGCUCCUCCAAGUGCUCCAGGACAUGAGACCUGUCUGCAUAUUGUAUGACCCAGGAAACCCGGUUCAAAAUAUUCAGCCAGGCCCUGGGGACAGAGGUCAGCCUGGGGUAACAGAGCAGGGCCAGUGCAGCUCUGGAGACCUCCUGUAGGGAAGGAGGGACAAAGUAUGAGGGGGCAGCCGGACCAGCCCCUGGUUGCAGAGUCUCACCCGUGGCUGGGGCGGGGCCCCUGCCUGGGACUCAGCAUUUCUGAUAAGCCUUAAAUUGUUCUCUUUUUUACAGUUUUUGUUUUUAUUUUUUUAAAUAAAAGCGUGGGGGAAGAGA